Messenger RNA from Gastrolobium bilobum, 1032 nucleotides. Its product is annotated as mitogen-activated protein kinase kinase kinase NPK1-like. The record is from RefSeq and is a predicted model, not a curated record. Lineage: Eukaryota; Viridiplantae; Streptophyta; Magnoliopsida; Fabales; Fabaceae. Gene Ontology annotation, biological process: protein phosphorylation. The transcript has a single exon. The coding region runs from base 1 to 1032 and encodes 343 amino acids. Gene Ontology annotation, molecular function: ATP binding; protein kinase activity.
AUGGCUGCAAUCUGCCAAUGUGUGUCGCCUAAACCUAUUGAAUGGGUGAAGGGGAAAAUGGUUGGAUGUGGAUCUUUUGGCACUGUCCAUUUGGCCAUGAACAAAUCCACCGGUGGACUUUUUGUUGUGAAAUCAGCACAUUCAGGGGCUGGACGUGAGGAUUUGGAGAAUGAGGUCAAAAUCCUAAAGACUUUAAAUUCAUCACCAUAUAUUGUCCAAUGUUUGGGGACAGAGGAGGACCAAGGUAACCUCAAUGUUUUUAUGGAGUAUAUGGCAGGAGGUAGUUUGGCAGAUGUGGCCCACAAAUUUGGUGGGUCAUUAGAUGAAGAGGUUGUUCGUGUGUAUACUAGAGAAAUUCUUAACGGGUUAAACCAUCUUCACCAACAUGGAAUUGUUCAUUGUGACCUUAAGUGCAUGAAUGUGCUUUUGGGUUCAUCUGGUAACAUCAAGUUGGCUGAUUUUGGAUGUGCAAAAAUGGUUAAGGACUUUAAGGGUCUUGGAGGUUUGGCAAAUUCUUGGCAGUGCAUUGGUGGGACUCCUCUAUGGAUGGCUCCUGAAGUAUUGAGAAAUGAGAUGCUUGAUUUUGCUGCUGAUAUAUGGUCUUUGGGAUGUACAGUUAUUGAAAUGGCUACUGGCAGGCCUCCUUGGUCUGAUGAGGUUUCAAAUCCAAUGGCUGCUGUUCUCAGGAUUGCACGUGGUGAUGUGUUACCUCAGUUUCCAACACAUUUCUCAAAGGAGGGUUUGGAUUUCUUGAGCAGGUGCUUGGAGAGAGAACCCAGUAAGAGGUGUACCGCUGAGGAGUUACUUAGCCAUCCAUUUGUUUCAAGGAAUUCAGCAACACCUUGUCAAAAAGAAUGUGCUUUCUCACCAGCAAGUGUUUUGGAAGUUCAACGUUUUGAGGAUACUUAUGAUCUAGAUGAAUUAGAAAGUCCACGGGGAAACUCAUUCGCGUCCUAUGAUGACACUGAAUGGCAACUGAAAGACAGUGCAUUUGGGUCAUCAGGGAAUUGGAUUACUGUCAGAUCAGGAUGA